AUGACUCAAGUCAACAUACCAAACGUCGGCCGGCUACGGGACAACAUUUUUUUGAGGGUAUGGCAUAAACGUAGCGUUGGUCAAAAAUAAUCAUUUUUAGAACGAUGGAGCUAUACGAGCAGCAAAUAAUCUAAAUAGAAGGUCUUACCGUAAGUGUUGUACUUUUUUUGGGUACUCUACUCGUACCUCUACCUCUAUCUAAUCCCUAUAAAAACAACUACCCCUACCUCUACUUCAAGCUUCAAAACUUGAAAUUUCAAAUUUAAAAACAAAAAAUGAUAUUUUAAAUUUUCUAGCCGGCUCGACAGCUCUAUCAACCUCAAGAUCAGCUCAAAGUUUAAGUCGCUCCACCAACAUUGACAAGCCCGUAACAUCAAAAACUGCCUUCAAACAGUCGAUAUCAGUCAACACGUUUGAAAAGGACCGAAAUCAAGACAUUUUAGGAGGUUGGUUUAAAUUUUGA
Bursaphelenchus okinawaensis is the source of this 463-nucleotide messenger RNA. The record is from the annotation of a GenBank genome assembly. NCBI's taxonomy places the organism in Eukaryota, Metazoa, Nematoda, Chromadorea, Rhabditida, Aphelenchoididae.